Phytophthora infestans T30-4 is the source of this 312-nucleotide messenger RNA. RefSeq lists its product as uncharacterized. Lineage: Eukaryota; Oomycota; Peronosporomycetes; Peronosporales; Peronosporaceae. The transcript is spliced from 3 exons. The record is from RefSeq and is a predicted model, not a curated record. Bases 1 to 312 code for a protein of 103 amino acids.
AUGGCUGAGCUUGUCGAGCAGAAAUUUGACAAGCGAUACGACUACGCUGUCAAGUUCUACGCCGCUCUCGCAAACAACAAAAAUGUCUUCUAUCUGGACGAGACCAAAUUUAACUUCAAAGGCAAGAAUAUCCAUGUUAUUGCAGUUAUCGCAAGCACGGGGCUAGCCUAUCAGGGGUCCCACUUUGGUUCGCUUACGUCCGAUCUACCGAACGAGUUCAUUCGGCGUUUCUUGCGCCAUAUCCGUUUGUCGACGCCGCUCGACGAGAUUGUCCUGGUCCUGGACAACGCUCCAUACCAAGGACGCUUUUGA